AGGUCGGGAGUGAUACGUGUGCGGAUUCGCCGCACCACGAAAGGCAUUAUAAAUUCGGGGCAGCCAGCCUCCCUCGUUGCAGCAGCAGCGGCGGCGGCCAGCGGAGGAGGGCACAGGCAGCAGCUAACAUCCCUCACUCUCGGUACCUGACCUGACCACGAGAGCAACAUGGGCGGAGGACACGACAUGCACGGGCAGCACUACGGCCACAACGGCGGCGUGAAGGGCUUCGUGUCCAACCUCGUCCACGGCGGCGGCGGCCAUGGCCAUGGAAGCGGCUACGGCCAUGGCCAUGGAAACGGCUACGGCCAUGGGAAUGGCGGCUACGGCGGCGGCCACGGGUACCCUCCUCCCGCCGCCGCCGGCGCGUACCCUCAUCCGCACGGCGCGUACCCUCACCCGCACGGCGGCCACGGGUACCCUCCUCCCGCCACCUACCCCGCGCACUCGGCGCACUACGGGCACACGGGGUCGUACCACACCAGCCACAACAGCUACGGCGGCGGCGGCGGCCACCACGGCAUCUACGGCGGCGGCAAGCACGGCGCGUUCGGCGGCGGCAACCGCAAGAGCGGCGGCGGCAAGUUCAACAAGUGGAAGUGAAGCGACCGAAACGAAUCAAAACAACACCCUCAGUCUCGCUUCGCACACGUGCACCCGCACACGAAUCCUAGUGCUACAUAAUAAAGUGCAAGCAGGCAGGAGGCGUACGUGUGCGAGUGAGUGCUGCUGCUGCGGCGACCGUGUGACCGUAGUCGUUAUUUGUGUGUACGGAAUAAAGUGGUGAGCGCUGAGACGUGCGUGUCAGCCUAGUAAUAACUAAAAUAAUGGCCGUGUUCACGUAACGUGCUCGCCGUAUGUACCAUCGUGUGUACCGGCCGUACGUAUGUACAAGCCGAGUGCAAUAAUACAGUACUAUGUGUAUUAUUAAAUCUCAUGCUUUGAAAUUGCUUC
This is a messenger RNA of Zea mays, 954 nucleotides long. NCBI's taxonomy places the organism in Eukaryota, Viridiplantae, Streptophyta, Magnoliopsida, Poales, Poaceae. The record is from RefSeq and is a predicted model, not a curated record.